Molecule: messenger RNA, 1708 nt
Organism: Schistocerca piceifrons (Central American locust)
Lineage: Eukaryota; Metazoa; Arthropoda; Insecta; Orthoptera; Acrididae
Gene: Mipp1
Product: multiple inositol polyphosphate phosphatase 1
Exons: 10
Coding region: 222-1658 (478 amino acids)
Molecular function (GO): inositol phosphate phosphatase activity; acid phosphatase activity
Source: RefSeq, a predicted model, not a curated record
GUAAGCAGUGAGCACUUCUCGCCACAGCGGGAGACCAGCCUAGCUCUGUCAGCGCCCAACGGGAAGGCGAAAGAGUGAAAGAGGGGACGAUGCUGCAGACGUCUGUACCCGCGUCUGUUCCUCUCAGGUAACGGGCACAGAGAGCCCACCAUUAUCGGCAGAUAGCGGCUGGGCGGCCGGCUAUUAAGCAGAGAGGCAGCGAGCGCGGCGAGGCGAACGAGAUGGCUGCGAUGACGAGGACGUCGGCGGCGCCGGCAGUGGUCGCGCUGUGUCUGUGGCUGCUGGCCCGCGGCGCCGCGGCGGCGCGCUCCUCCUGCUACGCCGACAACACGACGCCCUACCUGCUGCUGGGCACCAAGACCGCCUACGAGUUCGUCUACGGAAGGCCCACGCCGCAGCAGACCACCAUACCCUACUGCGAGCCACAGCAAAUAUGGAUCCUGUCACGGCACGGCACCCGCUAUCCCGGUUCGGACGAUUACGACAAGCUGAACAGCCUGGCGAGCUUUCGUGACCAGGUCAUUCGCAACCACGAAGUAAAUCAUGAAGGUGACCUCUGUGACAAGGAUCUAGAUAAUCUCCGAAACUGGACACUUAAAUUCACUGCUGACAUGGGAGAUGUUCUUACAAAGCAAGGAGAGGAUGAUAUGAGACUGAUGGCACAACGUUUCAAAAACCGUUAUCCAUCCCUUUUUAGUGAAGGCUACAGGCAAGAUUUAUAUGAGUUUCGCUACACCAAUACCCAGAGAACCCAAGCAAGUGCAGAAAAAUUUGCUGAAGGAUUAUUUGGUUCAAGUCAAGGAGUAUAUUUUCCUACCCCUCUGGAAAAUGACACUCUGUUGAAGCCAUAUGACACCUGCAAUGCAUGGAAAACAAUGGUAGAUGAUAACCCUGAUGCAAAAAUUGAACAAACACUGUUUGAAGAGGGGCCAUGGAUGGAGGAAGUGAUAGCUAACAUUAGCAAGAGACUGGGUUUUCGUUAUCAACUGAAAUAUGAUGAUAUAUCUACAAUAUAUGACAUGUGCCGGUAUGACAAAGCAUGGAAUCUGGUUGCAGUUUCUCCUUGGUGUGCAGCAUUUUCUGACAGUGAGUUAAAAGUUAUGGAAUACAAGGAAGACCUCAAGUACUACUACAAAAGUGGAUAUGGCCAUGAUAUAAAUGUUGAACUGGGUUGCACUACUCUUAAAGAUCUCAUGGAUCAUUUUCAAAAUCUUGAGUCUAAUAAAACUAGUGCUAAAGGGGUGUUUUACUUCUCACAUUCAAAUAUGUUGCACAUGAUGCAAUCACGUAUGGGUAUAGCCAAAGACAGUGAACCUCUAACACACGAUGGCUAUAACACAACACAAAAACGGAAAUGGAGAACUUCUAAGAUUGGAUCAUUUGCAACUAACAUUGCUGCAGUUUUUCUGAAGUGUACUGAAGGAGAUACAUAUCGUGUAAUGUUCUAUGUAGCCGAAAAUGUGGCAGACAUUGAAGGUUGUCAAGUAGGCCUUUGUUCAUGGGAUACUGUGAAAGCAAAAUAUGCUGACAUAGCUGAAAAAUGCAAUCUGGAUUUCUGCAAUAUGAACAGAAGUGGAACAACUGGAAUUCACAGACUCCCAUGGUUUUAUGCAUUGAUAAAUGCAAUUAUAGUCAUUUUGUUGUUGAAGAGGAAUUAAAUAAGAAGACUGUAUCAUUAUGUAACAAUAAAAAUUAAUGUAUAAAAAAA